Messenger RNA from Rotaria sordida, 6842 nucleotides. NCBI's taxonomy places the organism in Eukaryota, Metazoa, Rotifera, Eurotatoria, Philodinida, Philodinidae. The record is from the annotation of a GenBank genome assembly.
UACCUAUUGCAUUACGUCGAUCAAGACGUAUACGAAAAGCACCAACAAGUGAACUUCCUUCUGCUACAUCUAGUCCAGCAAAAUCUGUUUCACAAACACCAACAAAAAAGAAAUUAACAAAUGGUAAAUGUAAAACUUCUAGUCAGACAAAUAUAAAAAUAUCUUCUCAAACAUCAAAAACGAAUGGUCGUCGUAAAGGUGGUGGUCGCCGUCGUCGUGGUCGUGGUAAUGGUAAAACAUCCAUGAAUGGAUGUUCAUCAAGUGACGAUGAACCUCAACCAUCAGAAGAUGAUGAUGAUUAUAAUUCUGAUGAUUAUUUACCUGAUCAAAAACAAGUAGAUGAAUUAAAUGAUGAAGAUUUAUUAGAAGAAGAAGAUGAUGAAUUUAUUCCACGUCGUUCAGCUAAAACAGUUGCUAAACGUCAUGGACAAAUGAAUGAAAAUAAUAUUGAAGAUUUACCAACAUCAUCAAGUUCAUGUUGUGUUUGUUCAAAAACUGAUCGACCUGAAUCAUUAUUAUUAUGUGAUGAUUGUGAUGAUGCAUAUCAUUUAGAAUGUCUUAAACCAAUAUUAUUAUCUGUACCAGAUGGUGAUUGGUAUUGUCCAUUAUGUGAACAUAAACGUUUAUGUGAUAAUUUAAUUGAAAAAUUAAUACAACUUAUAAAAGAACAUGAAGAACUUGAAAUAAAACGUAAUCAAUGUAUGUCAAAACGUAGUAAUCGUUUAGCUAAUGUUAUGUUAAAUCUUGAUCGAAUGGUUAAACGAUCAACAAAAAAACGACGAACAAAUGGUAUUGUUUAUAGUGAUGAAGAAAAUGAAGAUGAAGAUGAAGAACAGGAACAAGAAGAAGAAAAUGACAAUGAUGACAAUGAUGAUGAUGAUGAUGAUAGUGUUUAUGGUUUUAAAGAUGAUGGUAGUAUAGAUGGUGAAGAAAAAUCAAAAAAUCGACGAGAUGAACAAACAGGAAAACUUGGUGUACGAUCAUGUAGAAGAAAACCACAAAAUUAUCGUUUUGAUGAAUAUGAUAAAAAAAUGAAAGAAGCUAUGAUUGAAGCUGGAGUUAAUGGAGAUGAAAUUGAUAAAGAUUCAGAUGAAUCGAGUAAUGAAAAAAAGAAAAAAUCACCAAAAAAACGUGCUGGUUAUGAAAAAGAUGAAGAUUUUGAUGUAUCUGAUCCGAAAAAUGAUGAUGAAUUUGCACCUGAACCAAAUCGUUCGGGUGGAAGUGGAAGUGAAGAAGAGAAUUAUAAUGAUGACGAUGAUGAUGAUGAAUCAAGUGAUGAUGAUGAUGGUUGGAAAGGUAAACGUCGAUCAUCUUCAAGAAAGAAAUCAAAAUCAAAAUCUAAUCGUAGUAAAAGUCGUAAAUCAAAAAAUAAAUCUGAUGAUGAUGAUGAUGAUGAUGAUUCUCUUUCGGAAACUGAAUUAAGCAAUAUACAAACAAUGGAUACAACAAAAUCUGAUACAAUGAAUGAUACUGAUUUAAAUGAAAUAGGUAAUGAUGAUCGACGACGAUCAACACGAACAGCAGCUCAAAAAAGUUAUGCUAAACAACAAGACGAUGAUGAUGAUGAAGAUGAUGAUGAUGAUGAUGAUGAUUUACUUGAAAAUGGUCGUCCACCACCAAGACGUAUGCGUUAUAAAAAACGACGUGGUAGUGAUGAUUCAUUUGUUGAUGAUGAUGAUGAUUAUGAAAAAUUAGCACGUAAACGUAAAAUAGUUAAAUAUGGAAAAUCAAUAACACGAUCAAGUAUAACAGAUCAUAUUAAAAAAUUAGUUGAUGAAGAUGAAGAACCAAAAGAAGAGAAACCUGCAGCAUCACCAUCACAAGAUCAAAUACCAGAAGAGAUAGACGAUGUUUCAAAACAACAAAAUAAAAUUCCACCUAAAGAAUAUGAAGAACAACAACCAUCAGAUGAUGAUGAUGAUUUUCCAGAUGAACAAGAAAUUUUCAAAGCUAAUGGUUUACUUAAAUUACAAAACAAUUUAACUGGCCCGAAACCUACUGGUUUUCGACCACCGUUUAUGGCUCCAACACAUUCAUAUCAACAUGCAAUUGUCGAUCCAACAGCACGUUUUGCAAUGAUUCGUCCACCAGUUCGACCAGCAAUAAAUAAUGGUUAUCCAUUAAAUGGGCUUAAUAAUAAUAAUCUAGGUGAAAAUCAACAGCCGAAUAAUGAAAAGACAAGAAUGAAUUAUCAAAAAGUUUCAUUAAUCUUUAUUUUAUCUAUAAUUGGUUGUUAUGGAGUUAAAAAUAAAUUUGUUUCAAUUACACUUGAUGCUAAAUGGUUAGAUACACCACUUCAUCAAGAAGCAAGUGAAUUUCUUGCAACACAAAAUCCUCAAGAUUUUUGGUCGUUAAUUAAUGAUGUUAGUUCAUUUCCAGUAUUUACACCAGAUGCACUUGCUACAGCUGAAAAUUAUCAUGCUGAAUUAUUAUCAUUUUGUAGUCAAUAUUUGAAUAUAAUAACAAAUAGUUUAUUACAUAUGGCACUUGCACUUCGAUUUUAUUCACCAACUGUUCAAAUGAUGCGUAAAAUGGCUCAUGAUACUGGUAUGACACGUGAAUGUUCAACAUUUGUUGAUAUACAUGGUGUAUAUACUUGUAAUGUUGAUGAUAUUGAUAAUCUUAUUCAAUCAGCUAAUGAACGAUCGAAAUUUUUAUUACCAUUCGAUCAUCAUUAUCCAAAUCAUAAUAAUAAUAUUGAACAGAAAUCAUUAGUUACUGUUGUUCUCUAUGGUGAUUUCGGUAAUCAAUAUGAGUUUCAACCUUUUCAUAGUAAACUUGUUGAAUUAUCACAUAAUGGAAAAAUUGAUUAUGUCUUGAGACAUAAUCGUGGAAUAUCAAUUGAUGAUCAACGAAAAGUUCGUUUGGCUGGUUAUGGUGUUGAAUUACAAAUAAAAAGUACUGAAUAUAAAGCAACAGAUGAUUCAAAAAUUCGUGAUGAUCAAUUAAAUGAAACAACAUCACAAUUCAAUAAUGAAAAACAAGAAGAACAACUUCAUGGUUUUAUUUUUUCAAAACUUAACGAACUUCAUCCAGACAAACAAACUGAAUUAAAUGAUUUUCGUACAUAUCUUCUUGAUGGUUCAAAUCCAAUGACACCACUUAAAGCAUGGCAAAUGCAAGAUCUUAGUUUACAAUGUGCAUAUCGUGCAUUAAGUGAAAAAACACCUGAAGAAGCAUUUAAUACAUUAGUUGAACUUUCACAAAAUUUUCCUUCUCGUGCUCGUGUUUUAUCAAAAGUUAAAGUUGAUUCAUCAUUUCGUGAAUCUCAUAAAUCUAAUCAAGAACAAUUUCGUUCAAAUAUGGAAAUUGAACCGGGUAAUUCAGCAUUAUUUAUUAAUUCUAUACAACAAUCAUUAGAUACAAUUGAUUUAUAUGUAUUAUUAAAUAUAUUAUUAAAUGAAGGACAAAUGAUGGAACGUUUACAUAUGAUUGGUUUAAAUAAAUCUCAUGUAAGACAAUUAUUAACAAAUGAAUUAAAUAUUCAAACAAUGAGUUAUGUACUUGAUUUUCGUCAUCCAUCAAUACUUUGGUUAAAUGAUCUUGAAAAAGAUAAUCAAUAUUCAAAAUGGCCAUCAAGUUAUUAUGAUUUAUUACGUAAUAAUUUUUUUGGUGGUCUUCGUACAAUACGUAAAAAUCUUUAUAAUCUUGUUAUUAUUAUUGAUCCAUCAGAAAUUGAUACAUUACAAGAUUUAAUGAAAAAUAUUGAAGCUUAUUUUGUUCAUGAAUUACCAAUACGUAUUGGUUUAGUAUUUGUAACAACAAAUGAAUAUGGUAUUAAUCUUUAUCGUGCAUUUCGUUAUUUAUUAAAAUAUAAUGGAAAUCCAAAACGUGCAUUAACAUUUAUUAAUGAAUUAUAUAAAAGUCAAAAUACUGAUGUUAAACAAACAUUUUCAAAAAUAGCAAAAUAUUCUGGUAGUUUAUCAUCAAUAUUUGAUGAAACAAAUCCAUUUGAAAAUGAACGUCAUGAAACAAAUUUAUAUUUUGAACAAAGUGGUUUAUCACGUAAUUUACCACAUGUUUUAUUUAAUGGUAAUCCAUUAACAUCAGAUGAAUUAUUACCAACAUCAUUUGAUGAUGUUAUAACAACACGUAUGUUAAAAAUGCAAUUUGAUAUACAACAACAAGUUUAUCAUGGACAAUUAAAAGAUACAGAUGAUAUUAUUGAAAUAUUAAAUACAAAACCAAAUGUUGUUAAACGUUUAAAUCAACGUAUAUUUGGACAAACACCAUCAAUGCCAACAAUUUAUAUUGAUUUAUCAAUAAUAAAUGGUCAAACAAAUGAUAUAUUAGAUUCAAAAAAAUUUCAAACAUUAUCUGUACGAGAACAAGCUAGUGUUAUUAUGGCUAGUAUGAUUUAUUUAGGAAAAAAAGAUGAAUUAGGUCAACCACUUUAUCCUAUUACAUUAUGGAUUGCUUGUAAUCUUGAUCGACCCGAUGGACGACAAUUAUUUCUUAAUGCUUUAACAUAUUUAAAAAGUCAUACACAUGCAAGAUUAGGUUUAUUGGCUUCUUUUGAUAUUGAAUCUCAACCAGGUAGUCAUCCAAUAACAAAAGCUGUUUAUACAGCUAUUCGUCUUCUUUCACCACCAAUAGCUCGUACAUUUAUUUUCAAAUUACUUAAAGAUGAAAGUGUUGUUGAAGAUUUAUUAGCUCAACGUAAAACAUGGUCGGAUGUUACAGUAAGUGGUCUUAGUAGUCAAACACUUGAACAUGAAAUAGCAACAUUUAAUGAUAAUAUAUUUCAAUCUCAUACUAUAUUUAUUCAACAUAGUCUUCAUUUACCACGUGGUUCACGUUUAGUUUUAGUCAAUGGACGUAUAUUAGGACCAUUAUAUGAUCAUGAACAAUUUACUGAAGAUGAUUUUAUUCUACUUGAUAAACAUUUAUCAACAACAAUUAAUGAUCGUCUUAUAAAUAUAGUUAAUAAAUUAGAAUUAUCUAAUAAUCCAUCACAAUUAUCUGAUCUUCUUAUGCGUAUAUCAUCAAUAAUAAGUCAAAAUGAUAAAAAUUCUUCACCUGUACAACGUAAACAAACACCACGUAUAUCAUCAACAUCAAAAGCUGUACUUCAUUUACCAGCACAACGUACAGAUGAACCAGCAUUUUUAUUUGAAGCUAUUAUUGAUCCAGCAUCACGUGAUGGACAACGUUUAUUAUCAUUAAUAUCCGCUUUACGUCAAUCAAUAAAUCAUGAUCUUAUUAUAUAUUUUAAUUGUAAAUUACAAUUAUCUGAACUGCCAUUAAAAAGUUUUUAUCGUUAUGUUUAUGAUACUAAUUUAGAAAAAAUGCCAAGUGCUGUAUUUCAUCAUGUACCUGAAACACCUAUAUUAACAUUAGGUAUGGUUACACCAGAAUCAUGGAUGGUUGAACCUGUUACAUCACUUUAUGAUUUGGAUAAUAUACAUUUAGAAGAUGUACCUAUUGGUAUUAAUGGUAAUUUUGAAUUACAAUAUUUAUUAAUUGAAGGACAAUGUUUUGAUGAAACACAAAGUUAUCCUCGUGGUUUACAAUUAAUAUUAGGUACAAAUAAAACAAAAAAUAUUUUUGAUACAAUUGUUAUGGCUAAUCUUGGUUAUUUUCAAUUAAAAGCUUAUCCAGGUGUAUGGUAUUUAAAUUUACGUGAAGGACGUUCUGAUGAAAUAUAUACAAUUGCAUCACAUGAUAAUACAGAUUCAUCAACACGUACAAGUCAACCGGUUCUUAUUGCAAUACGUUCAUUUGAUGCACGUUGGAUUAAAGUUUAUGUUGGAAGAAAAUCCGGAAAAGAAAAUGAAAAAUUACUUGAAGAUUCAUCAGAUGAUACACCAUCAAAUUCUGGUAGUAUUUGGGAUUCAUUUAGUUUUGGUAGUAGUCCAUCAUCAUCAUCAUCAUCAUCAACUAAAAUUGAUGAUAUAACAGAUGAUACAAUAAAUAUAUUUUCUGUAGCUAGUGGUCAUCUUUAUGAACGUUUAUUACGUAUAAUGAUGAUAAGUGUACUUAAAAAUACGAAAAAAUCAGUAAAAUUUUGGUUUUUAAAAAAUUUUCUGUCACCAUCAUUUACAAGUUUUUUACCAUAUUAUGCUAAAAAUUAUAAUUUUACAUAUGAACUUGUACAAUAUAAAUGGCCAAAAUGGUUAACAGUUUAUCCAACUGAAAAACAACGUAUUAUAUGGGGUUAUAAAAUACUUUUUCUUGAUGUAUUAUUUCCAUUAGAUUUAAAAAAAGUUAUUUUUGUUGAUGCUGAUCAAGUUGUUCGUGCUGAUCUGGCAGAAUUACGUGAUUUGGAUUUACAUGGAGCUCCAUAUGGCUAUGUUCCAUUUUGUGAUAAUCGCCGAGAGAUGGAGGGUUAUCGAUUUUGGAAAAGUGGUUAUUGGGCUAGUCAUUUAGGUCAUCGACGUUAUCAUAUUUCGGCACUUUAUGUUAUUGAUUUGAAAAAAUUUCGUAAAAUAGCUGCUGGUGAUCGUCUUCGUGGUCAAUAUUAUGGUUUAAGUCAAGAUCCAAAUUCUUUAUCAAAUCUUGAUCAAGAUUUACCAAAUAAUAUGAUACAUCAAGUUAAUAUUUAUUCAUUACCUGAAGAAUGGCUUUGGUGUGAAACAUGGUGUGAUGAUGAAUCGAAAAAACGUGCUAAAACAAUAGAUCUUUGCAAUAAUCCACAAACCAAGGAACCAAAAUUAACAGCAGCUACACGUAUUAUAGCUGAAUGGGCUGAUUAUGAUCAAGAAAUAAAAACAUUAAUGGCUCAAUGGGAAGAAGAAGGUAAACCAAAUUUAUUAUUAACAACAUCCACAACGAAUACAAUGAAUGUUGACGAUGGUGAUCAAACACAUUCAAUCAAUAUACAUGAUCCUACCGAGUUGUGA